AUUGUAUCAAAACCUUCGAUUUAUUCAAAAAUAUAAAUUAAAUAUAAGAUACUUUUAAUUUCUUAAUGAAGUCGUCGUGAUAUUUGAGGUUAGGAAACAAGAAAAAGUCGUUGAGGUGAAUAAUCUAUAAAUUCGAAGUGGAAUUCGCGAAUUUUAGCAAUAGGUAUGACUAUAGUGUGAAAAGAUACGUUAUACUUUCUUCUUCUUAUACGAUUGUUAAACCGCGAUGCCAAACUCACAACUUUUAAAUAAAACACAUACUUUCACGAUAAAUUAAAUGAUUUUUGUUUAGUUUUGUUUUAUUUGAAUGUGGAUUUCAUCAUUCAAACGUUAGUAAUUAAAUACAAGUGAAUGUAUCUAAUUGAAUCAACUUAACCUUCAACAGAAGUAUUAGAAACGUAAUUUUGAAUUCUAAAAAACAUUAAAUGAUUUGGCAACGUCGAAACUACAAUAAGAGUGAUGUUUAUAGUUAAGCUUUGUACGGAUUCUAAAAUAAUGCUUGUUUAAACUAAUGGCAUUUCGGACAAUUUUUGAAAUUUAACAACUCAGAUUUAACAUAACCCCAAAAUGAGUUUGCUAAAAACGUUCGGAGACCUGAAAGGUACCAUCAAGAUCAAACCCCAGCGAUAUAUAAUCGACAAUUGGGUAUUCAAAUUGCAUUACAAAGCAACCGUGAUCUUUUUUUUGGUCGGGUCCAUUUUAGUAACGUCAAGGCAAUAUAUAGGAGAACACAUCAGAUGCAUAUCUGACAAAGGGGUCCCCGAUCACGUGAUGAAUACAUUUUGUUUUUUCACUACUACCUUCACUGUGCCUUAUGUGAAUAUAUCCAAAGAUCGUUUAGAACAAAUGUUUGAGAUAAAAGCCAUGGAUGCUAAUUUAUUGGAUACAGGUAAUUUGGCGCAUCCAGGUGUUGGACCGUACGGGAUCGAUUCUAACGAACCAGUUAUUCAUCACGCUUAUUAUCAAUGGGUACCAUUCGUGUUAUUUUUUCAAGGACUGAUGUUUUAUUUAACCCAUUUGCUGUGGAAAAAGUUAGAAGGUGGGAGAUUAAGAUAUUUAGUUGACAGUUUGAGGUAUUCGGCGUUUUCUUUACAAGAAAAAGAAAUAAAAGUCGGUAGUAAUAACAUUCCGUCGAAAUCAACGAGGGAACAAAAAAUAAACCAGGUACGACAAUUAUUUAUCGAUGGUAUGUAUAUCAACAAAUAUUGGGCAGUAAAAUUGAUGAUAUGCGAAAUUCUCAAUUUACUCCACGUCGUUUUACAAUUUUACAUAACGGACAAAUUUUUGGGCGGCAGAUUUAAUAAUUUGGGAUCAACUGUAUGGGCGCAAGGUUUGGAUUCCAGCGUAGACGUACUCGACGAAGUAUUCCCCAAGAUAACAAAAUGCACUUUCCACAAGUACGGUCCUUCUGGCUCCAUCCAAUACCACGAUGCCAUGUGCGUUAUGGCGCUCAACAUUAUAAACGAUAAAAUUUAUACCGGCCUUUGGUUCUGGUUCAUUUUUCUUUUCGUUUGUUCAAUUUUAGGGCUCAUUUGGAGGGUGAUAACAAUAAUUUUCCAUUCUAGAAGCACGGGGUUCAAUAGAUUAGUUUUUUCUAAUUCCUGUCCUGGUAAACAGAAUCCUUGGAACGCGUUGAACGUUUCUUAUUAUUACAGUUACACCGAUUGGUUGUUUCUUGUUUAUUUAGCCAAAAAUAUCGAUUCGUUGGUGUUUAAAGAGAUACUAUUGGGUAUAGCCGAGGAUUUAGAGCAAAAAAAAUCGAUGAAACAACCUUUAUUACAAGCCGAAGAGUUAGAUAAAUAUACUUGAUUCAAUCGUUAUAAAAUAAUGUUUAUAUAUUCGAAAUUAUUCAAAAAAAUAUAUGAAACAGCACUGUGAUUACAUUAGUAAAAUAUAUUUAUUGAAAUUGUUUCCAGGACUAAAAGUAUUUAUCUAUUAGUAACGUUAGAUUGAAUAAACUUUAUUUGGCUACCCUGUAUAUAUUAAAACCGACUGAGAUCAAUGAAUUAGUAAAUUUUCAUUGUAAUUCACUAACAUAGUGUUUGAAUAAAUAUUUAUCUACUUCUUAAA
This is a messenger RNA of Diorhabda carinulata, 2070 nucleotides long. Its product is annotated as innexin inx7. Gene Ontology annotation, biological process: phototransduction. The record is from RefSeq and is a predicted model, not a curated record. Bases 568 to 1809 code for a protein of 413 amino acids. Gene Ontology annotation, molecular function: gap junction channel activity. The transcript is spliced from 7 exons. Gene Ontology annotation, cellular component: plasma membrane; gap junction. Lineage: Eukaryota; Metazoa; Arthropoda; Insecta; Coleoptera; Chrysomelidae.